Molecule: messenger RNA, 1097 nt
Organism: Bombus huntii
Lineage: Eukaryota; Metazoa; Arthropoda; Insecta; Hymenoptera; Apidae
Product: transcription factor 15-like
Exons: 4
Coding region: 480-944 (154 amino acids)
Biological process (GO): regulation of transcription by RNA polymerase II; developmental process
Molecular function (GO): DNA-binding transcription factor activity, RNA polymerase II-specific; protein dimerization activity; RNA polymerase II transcription regulatory region sequence-specific DNA binding
Source: RefSeq, a predicted model, not a curated record
CUUUCUACCGGUCGUCGGUUGGUUUUUAUUGACCGUAAUGUGAAACCCAGCCUCCGACCACUUUACGUGGGAGUCAUCACAUCUAUGUAUGUUUCUAUGUUUGUGUCUGUAGAAGGAAACAAGUGUCACGUUGACCAUUCCAAAACUAUUUCCUAUGUUACAAAAGCGCAAACUGUUGAAAGAAUAUUAGAAAAAAUUAUUUUCAAGAUACCUCUAUAUAUUAAUAAGAAGCCAAACAUGGUGCAAGUGGCUCGUUCGCCCCUAAUCGGAUGCACGUGUAUUUCACAUGUGUAUUCUAGUAAAGGGAAGGGGUAGGGUGGGGGUUAACGGCAACGCACAUCGGGGAAGAGGGAAUCCUGGAGGAAACGAAGGAAGCCACAGCGGCUUAGUCAUUCAUAAACGAACCGCUAGUGUGGUCGGACGCAUCUUUUGAGUUACUGUAGUUAUUUAACGAUUAACUGAUAACGGCACAGUGCAGCAUGGCUGCACGAAAGAAAGAGGAAUCAUCAAAGCAACGUUAUCAAGCUAACGCACGUGAAAGGGAUCGCACUCAUAGGAGAAUAUUCAGUUAUGAAAAAUUCGCGAAUACUCUAAGCGAGGGUAAGGAAUCCAAACGCGAAAUUCAAGAAAUCCAAUCUUCGCUCUGCAGUGUGAACACGGCUUUCAGUACCUUGAGAACUUUAAUACCAACGGAACCUGCGGAUAGGAAAUUAUCAAAAAUAGAGACAUUGAGAUUAGCGAGCAGUUACAUCAGCCAUUUGGGUGCUGUUCUUGUUGCCGGUCCUAUAGAUCAACCGUGUUUACGCGUUGAGGAUAGCAGCGGACUUUACGGAACAAAUUAUUGGACUGAUUCACAAACAAGGCCGCAAGUCUGCACUUUUUGCCUUGCUAUGCACAAAAAAUAUAACUUAAAUAUUACUUCAGGAGCAAUUUCAAAUUAUUGAAAGGAGAACAUAUGUAUACUGUUUUUGAGAAAUCAACAUCUAUCGACCUAAGCAAUGUAUGAAGAUCAAGAUAUACAUAAAUAAUUUACUGUACAUUUCUUGUAUAUAUACGAAUAUUAUUAAGUUUAAUAAAGUUUAUAUUGUAUCUAUUAA